Messenger RNA from Ambispora gerdemannii, 690 nucleotides. NCBI's taxonomy places the organism in Eukaryota, Fungi, Glomeromycota, Glomeromycetes, Archaeosporales, Ambisporaceae. The record is from the annotation of a GenBank genome assembly.
AUGAAGCUUGCGUAUCGUGGAAGAUCCUACUACACCAACGACAGCAUUUUAGAAACAUCACUUUCGAUCGAUGACAAUGACGAUUAUGACAAUAACGAACUCAAUGAACAAUGGACACUUAUUGACAGCCCUAACAACACCAAAUUCCCGAAAUACUCCACACCCGUCGCGCAAGAACUCUUAGCAAUAUUCAACGAGGGAAACAAUCGAUGGGAGUACGACGAAGUGAUAUUGGUUGAUGUCAAGCUGUGGCUCGAUAAGUCUAAUUAUCUGCCCGAGGUCGUGUUUAGGACGGUGUAUAAUCUUCGUCAUAAUUUGGAUUAUUUUUGUUUGUUGGCGUUUUUAUAUUUAUAUGGGGUUGGGACGUCGCCAAAUCCGACGGCUGCCUUUGGGUGGUAUAAAAAGGCAGCGGAAGCUGGAGAUGUAUUAGGGCAGAAUGAGACUGCUAUGUGUCAUCAGAUGGGCGCUGGGACAAAGCAAGAUCAUGUCAUGGCUUUUCUUUGGUAUUUGAAAUCAGCUACUGGUGGAUUUCCAGUAGCGCAAUACAAAUUAGCGUGGUCUUAUUUUAACGGCCGAGGCACAGACGCUGAUUUAAACAUGGCACUAUACUGGUUCGAGAAAAGUGCUCGUACUGGAUUCCAUGAUGCGCAGGAUCACUUGGGGUAUUGUUAUCAAGUAGGCAAGUUGUAG